Messenger RNA from Rana temporaria (common frog), 1038 nucleotides. RefSeq names its product transcription factor HES-5-like. Gene Ontology annotation, molecular function: DNA-binding transcription factor activity, RNA polymerase II-specific; RNA polymerase II cis-regulatory region sequence-specific DNA binding; protein dimerization activity. Lineage: Eukaryota; Metazoa; Chordata; Amphibia; Anura; Ranidae. Gene Ontology annotation, cellular component: nucleus. Gene Ontology annotation, biological process: regulation of neurogenesis; anterior/posterior pattern specification; regulation of transcription by RNA polymerase II. Bases 134 to 595 code for a protein of 153 amino acids. The transcript is spliced from 3 exons. The record is from RefSeq and is a predicted model, not a curated record.
AGUGUGGGAAACUGUACAAUGUAAUGGGACUCGUCUGACGGCGUCGGCCUCCGGGUAUAAAUACAGUACAGGGCUGAGCUGGCCUUCCAUUCUGCACCACACACACACCAGACACCUCAACUCCAAGAACAACAUGGCGUCUGGCUUCCAUAUUGUCCAGGAGGCCGAUAAGGUCCAGCUCAGGAAAAAUAAGAUACGCAAACCGGUCAUCGAGAAGAUGCGGAGGGACCGUAUAAACCACAGCAUCGAAGAGCUCCGAGUACUGCUGGAGAAAGACAUCCAGAGCCAGAACUCCAAGCUGGAGAAGGCCGACAUUUUGGAAAUGGCCGUUAAUUACCUUCGGCAACAGAAAACGCAUCAAAACGACUCCCGGAACGCCCAGGACUUGUACUAUCAGGGGUAUUACAUGUGCCUGAAGGAGACGGUGGGGUUUCUGCACACCCACGGCCAGACGAAGGCGAAGAUCCUGCGCCAUAUCUGCAGGCAGCCAAGCCCGUCCUCCGCAGAGCGCGGCCUCCAUCACCCGCCCCCCUCGCUGGAGAGAAGACCAUGCAACCCCUCGGAGGGUCACAGGGACAUAUGGAGGCCGUGGUAGACCCCCCCCCCCCUCCCGGGGGGGCACCGUCACUGCUAUAUACUCCAGUGUUCUGUAUUAUAAGAAUAUUGUAGCCACCAAUGCUACCCCACCUGGAGGACGGGGGUCGGCUGACAUGAGGUUUCCCCCUACUGGCCGGGACAUGCAAAAGCAUGACGUGGAGCUUCGUCCAGAACCUUUUUUUUACGUUUCGGGGGCGGUAGGGGGAGGGUCAGACUUUAAUUUGUGGCUUCUUGUGUGGUGGAAGAGACAAAAAACCCGGCAAAGACCUUCACCCCCGGGGGGCUUCCAUUUUCCCGUAGACAUUUCUUCCCGAAGACAGGAAGGAAGGAAUAGAUGGUCAUUCCAUUCCUAAAGUUCUUUUCUGAAAUAUGGUUUGAUGCGUCAUUCUGCUGCUUUUGGGGUGUUACCAGUACCGGGGCAGGUUCGUCUAUUCGCCCGGG